AUGUCUACAGGAUUAAUUGACUCAUGGGCAGAUGCAGGUGAUGAAUUUUCCGCUCCACCAGAAAUCAUAGUGAACCCAGAUGGAACCAAAACUGUUAUUAGUUUCAGAACCAACCAAGAUGGUAAAAAAGUCAAAAUUACCCAAAAGAUAAAAGAAGUUAAAGUUCAAGAAAGAGUACAUCCUUUGAUUGCACAACGUAAGAACUGGCAUAAAUAUGGUAAAGAUAAGAAUUCUCCACCAGGCCCAGAUACAAGUACCACCCAAUUAGGUGAAAAAGUUGACUUGAAAUUAGGUACUUCCUGGAAACAAAUUGAAAAGAAAGAAGAAGAAGAUAAAGCUCAUGAAAGAGCUCAAAAAGUUGCUGUUCAAACCAUUAAAUGUAGACUUUGUGGAGGUGACCAUUAUACCUCAAAAUGUCCAUACAAAGAUACUUUGGGUGCUGCAGCUGGUAUUGGAUCCGCUAAUUCUACUCCUGAACCUUCUCAAGAAGGUGCCGGUGCUGCUGCUGGUAGCGGUAAGUAUGUUCCAAGACAUAUGAGACCUGAUGCUAGUGGUAAUAUUCCAAGUAAAGAAGCUAGAGAUGAUUCUACUACUUUGAAGGUCAGCCAGUUGAAUUCAUUUGUUGAUGAAGAUAUGAUUAGAAAUGAAUUGUUUGCUAGAUUUGGUCCAUUACAAAGAGUUACUAUUGUUAGAAACAGAGAAACUGGUGAAUCUAGAGGUUUUGCUUAUGUUUCUUUUGCUACUGAAGAAAUUGCCCAAAAAGCAUUGGAUACUUUCAAUGGUAAAGGUUACCAUUCUUUGAUUUUACACUUGGAAUGGUCUAAGAAGAAGAAGAACUAG
Molecule: messenger RNA, 840 nt
Organism: Candida tropicalis MYA-3404
Lineage: Eukaryota; Fungi; Ascomycota; Pichiomycetes; Serinales; Debaryomycetaceae
Gene: TIF35
Product: translation initiation factor eIF3 subunit g
Exons: 1
Coding region: 1-840 (279 amino acids)
Cellular component (GO): cytoplasm; eukaryotic translation initiation factor 3 complex
Molecular function (GO): RNA binding; translation initiation factor activity
Source: RefSeq, a predicted model, not a curated record